AUGCGCGGAAGGAGUUUUCUAGCGAUAUUAUUCAUAUUAUUGGCUUAUUUGGGAUUCGACACGAUCGACGCGAAAUUUCUCAACGGCGAUUGUUUCGAGAACAAGCUAUGCGGUGAGCAUGGAUUCUGCGAGUAUCGCAAUCCGAAGAAUGGCGACGAAUUUUGGUGCAGAUGCGAAGAAGGCUACGGUGGUGAUCAUUGCGAGAAGAAGUGCGAUUUGAGUUGCGAGCCGCACCACAAGUGCAUUUUCGACAUUGCUCAACGACCGACGUGCGUCUGCAAAGAUUGCGACAAAUAUGGAAAUCGAACUGCUCAUUGUCCAACGGGAUUCGGAGGAGCGGAUUGUUCGAUUCAAGGAUGGUGCUAUCCGGACGAAUGCCUCCAUGGUGGCAAGUGCGUCGGAAGCGGCGAUUCGGCGCACUGCGUGUGUCGUCGUGAAUACACCGGCCAACGAUGUGAGCUCGAUUUCGACGAAUGUUCGGUGCCCGAUUUUUGCAACAAUGGCAAAUGCUUCAACUUGUAUGGAUCGUAUCAAUGCGAAUGCGAGAAGGGCUUCACGAAUCCGAAGUGCGCCGUUCUUGAGGAUGCCGAAAGCGAAUCGCAAUAUGUUACUGAAAAUAAUCCGUGUGUUGUCGCAUUUUUUCCGGAAUUGCCCGAUGGCUACGGAUAUGAGUGCGAGAAUCAGGGAGUGUGUGUCACCUACGCGCCGAACAAGACGCGAUGCGAGUGCGCACCGGGAUUCGAAGGUGAGAUUUGCGAGAAGGACAUUGAUGAAUGCGCGUACAAUCCGUGCGAGAACGGCGCGACUUGCGUCAACUCGCACGGCGAUUUCGAGUGCUUCUGCCGAAGCGGCUACGACGGCAAAUUUUGCGAGAACAACAUCGACGAUUGCGUCGGCCAUAAAUGUGCGCCGGGCUCGAAAUGCGUCGACGGACCAUCGACGUACACGUGCGAAUGCGAGCACGGCAAAAUGGGCGCGUAUUGCGACAAAGUCAAUCCGUGCAUCGCCGAUCCCUCGUUGUGCCAUGAUCGAGGAAUCUGCACCGGAAUGCCGGAGACUGGCGAUUUUGUGUGCACGUGCGAUCGCGGAUUCGAGGGCGAACGAUGCGAAAUUGAUCUGGAUGAAUGCAAAAUGUAUGGUGAAGUAUGCUAUCACGGUGGAAAAUGUGUCGACAUGCCGGGAAAUUUUAAAUGCGAAUGCCCGCGCGGAUUCAAUGGAACACAAUGCGAGCAGAUUGUGCAUGUUUGCGAGGACGAGGAGUUUGAAUGUCAGAAUGGCGGCACAUGUUUCGCUGGACCGUUCCGAGAGCCGCUGUGUCAAUGCGAACAAGGUUACAUUGGGAAGCAUUGCGAGACGAAAUGCCCGGAAGGCUACGGUGGCCUUCGCUGCAAUAUCCAUCUCGAAGACAAAGUAUGCGGUCCGAAUCUUGCCAAGUGUCUGAACGGCGGCGUGUGCGCCGGCGGCUUCUGCAUUUGCCAUGCGAACUACACCGGCGAUCGAUGUGAACUUUCGAGAAUCCAACUUCAUCGGGAGACCGACAUCUGCGCGACCGAGCCGUGCUUGAACAAUGCGACUUGUGUCAAUUUGGAUCAUAGCAUUGGAUAUGUGUGCAUGUGCAAAGACGGAUACGAGGGAAAUAUUUGCGAGAAGAAAAUUGACGUGUGCACAACGAAGCCGUGCUACAACGGCGGCAAAUGUCAGAAGACGUCGUUGACGGCGCGCGGCUACACGUGCAAAUGUCCGCCGGGAUACGUGGGCGCGAAUUGUGAGACAAUCGCAAGAAUCGACUGCGCUUCAAGGAAUUGCAAUAAAGGCGUUUGUGUGGACGAUGGAGUGUCGACGAAAUGCGAAUGCCCUUAUGGAUAUGCCGGUGUGAAUUGUGAGCAAAAACUCAAUGUUGAGCAUUAUAAUUCCAUGGAUAGACUUCUUCGAGAAAUGUGCGCGAACCGAAAUUGCUCAUCUCGAGCAAAUGACGGCAAUUGCGAUGAGGAUUGCAAUUUUGCUGCGUGCGAUUUCGAUGGCGGCGAUUGUAGCGGAAAACAGAAGCCGUUCGCGAAGUGCCGCUAUGGAAACAUGUGCGCCGCGUUGUUCGCGAAUGGUAUCUGCGAUGCUGUCUGCAACAAUGAGGAUUGCCUCUACGACGGAAUGGACUGCAUGCCGGUGGUGCCGAGAUGUCCGGUCGCAAUUCGUGAGAGUUGCGCGGAGCGAUUCGCCAACGGAAAAUGCGAUUUGGAGUGCAACACUGAAGGUUGUGGAUAUGAUGGAGGCGAUUGUGAUUCGAAAACCGCCACCAAACUGCUUUCCGAUAUUCGUGUGAAGAUUCGAAUGUCGCCGAGCGAGUUUCAAAAGAAUGGCGGCGAAUUUCUCAUGAAAGCCAGCGCCGCACUACGAUCGGUCAUCCGAAUUCAACGAGACAAAGAAGGACCGUUGGUGUUCGAAUGGGAUGAGGAGUUGGGCGAUGUUGAAGGAGGUCGAAUCCAGAUGAACGUCGAGACGUUGAAAAAUCAGAAUGUGCUGAGCAAAGUGAUCAAGAGGAGAAGUCGCAGAAGCGCGAAGAAGGGUGUGAUGGUAUGGCUGGAAGUUGAGGUCAGCGAUGAAUCGGCUGGCGAGCAAUGCAAGACGACAUCGGAAAGAGCGUCGUGUUUGUUCUCGAACUCGCAAAGUGUUGUCGACUACCUUUCCGCGCAAAUCACAAAGAAGGUUGAUGUUCUCGGCGUUCCGAUCUAUGAAGCGAUGGUGGCUAAGCCGUCGCGAAGCGGUGGCACCACGAACAUCGUCAACUCGUUGAUCAUGACAAUCAUUGGUUUCGUUGUCUUUGCUGUUAUCAUUGCUGGCGUCAUAACAAUCCGCGACGAGAAUCGCAGCAGAAAGCGUCGAAUCAUUUCGGCGCCGGUUUGGAUGCCGCCGACGGAACAAGAAAGUGAGAAAAUACGAAAGAAUCCGCUCUCGUUGAGCCAGAAUUCGCUUCUCGGUUCGGCGCACUUGGAUCCGAAGAGAAGACGAGUCGAUAGUAUGGGAUAUAGUGUGAUCAAUGGGCAGGCGUUCAAUUCGAACACGACGCCAUAUCGUCAGAAUACCUAUGUUCCGAAUUUUGACGCCGAAUAUGGUGGCUAUGGAAAUUCUGAUAACAGCAUAGUUCAAACGGAAGUCAAUCCGAACCCGCCCCUUCUUCUGCUUGAAGCCGCUGGUUCCGGCGCAAUUCAAACCGUGCUGACGCCGGAGAACGUCAACGAGCCGGAUGCGAAAUACCGUCGGUGUUGUCUCCAUUGGCUCGCCGCCAACAAUUCGGGAAAAGCCGAGGAAUUGAUUGUCGAUGAAUCGGAGCAAUGCAUUCGAAUGGGCGCCGAUGUGAACGCGCGCGAUUGCGACGAGAACACGCCGCUAAUGUUGGCGGUGCGUUCAAAGCGCACUCGUCUCGCGUUGGUGCUGAUGCACGCCGGCGCCGAUCCGACAAUAUUCAAUUCGAGCGAGCGAAGCGCUUUGCAUGAAGCCGCUGUGAACUUGGACUAUCGAAUGAUGCAAUUGUUGUUGACCGAUCGGCGGCUUGUUCUAGAGAUUGACGAGCUUGAUAGGAAUGGGAAAAGUGCACUGAUGGAAGUCGCCGGAUCGGACCAUGAUACUCAAAUCGCCAAAUUCCUCAUCAGUUGUGGAGCGAAAAUUGAGAAUGAUGGUGCUUCGCGGAAGGACUCGGAAGUGUAUCGCGGACGAACCGCUCUUCAUUAUGCCGCUCUUCACGGCAACAUCAAGAUGGUCGAGUUCCUCGUGUCGCAGAAUGCCAAUAAGGAUAAGCAGGAUGAAGCCGGACAGACGCCGUUGAUGCUCGCCGCCAAGGAGGGACAUGCGCACGUUGUGCAAUUUCUGGUUUCCCAAAAUGCCAGUUUGGACACAACUGAUCAAUUGGACAAAACUGCGCGCCAACUGGCUGAAGCUCAACACCACUAUCCUGUGGUGGAGAUCAUCGACCACGCGACGAUUGAGAAGGAAAUGGCGGAUGCGAGUCGCUAUCAUCUUCAAAUGAGCGGCAAACCCGUCAAAGGUCGGCCGACAAUCAAGGCGGUGAAGAGGAGCGCGUCGCGCAAGGGCUAUCAGACGUCGUCGUCGUCGUCGCGUGACUCGACGCUCCACAUGACGCCGCCGCCUUCCGAUGGAUCCAUCUCAACGCCGUCGCCUCAAAAUUUUCUCACGCGGACAACGCCGACGGCGUUGCAAUAUCCGACGUCGCCGACAUCGCAAUUCGCCAACACCUCUGGCGGCUACAACAAUCCGCAAUCGAAUGGAUCGACGGCGUCGAAUAUGAUCAAAACGGAUUCGAGUCCGGAAUAUCAUCCGCAAGAUAUGGAUAUGCCAGCCGGAAUGUGGUACGGCAACUCACCGCCAUAUCAGAAGAUGCCAGGAUUCAGCUCGCUGUAUGAUCAGAGCUACACACAGCAAAUGCAGUCGAAUAUGCCAUAUUUCUGA
Caenorhabditis bovis is the source of this 4458-nucleotide messenger RNA. Lineage: Eukaryota; Metazoa; Nematoda; Chromadorea; Rhabditida; Rhabditidae. The record is from the annotation of a GenBank genome assembly.